This is a messenger RNA of Populus trichocarpa (black cottonwood), 3236 nucleotides long. RefSeq names its product WEB family protein At3g02930, chloroplastic. The transcript has 3 exons. Gene Ontology annotation, biological process: reciprocal meiotic recombination. The record is from RefSeq and is a predicted model, not a curated record. Lineage: Eukaryota; Viridiplantae; Streptophyta; Magnoliopsida; Malpighiales; Salicaceae. Bases 386 to 2929 code for a protein of 847 amino acids.
UACGAGUGGCCUAACCACUGGAGACAGGAACACCAACCCAAAUAACUUGGUUCUCGUCUCUCCUUCUUAAAUUCUCUUUCUUUUUUUUCCCAUCUUUUUUUUAUAACUACCUUCGUUUUGGUUCUAACUUCAACUACUUGAGUUGUGUUGUGUUUACUUCUUCUGCUCUGUCACUUCUCUACAUCCCUAUAUGUCUCUCUGAUUUGAAAGAAAAGAAGAAACAAAAAACAAAAAUAAAAUAUAAACACCCACAUUACAUCACAUUCUCUUACACAAUGUCAGCAUUUUAGCAUUUACAACACAACCCACAUCUCAUUCAAAGAAAAAAAAAACACAUUCUUUCUAUCUGCUCUUCUGCUACCCUAUCAUCAACUCGGCCUCCAACAUGUCUUCGAAAACCAGAUCUGGUUUGUCUGAAACUCCUAGCAAACCAUCACCAGCAACUCCUAGAGUUAGUAAACUGAGCCGAGGAGUGGCUAAAUCAGAGUCUGAUUCACCAUCGCCCUUGCAAAGUUCACGUCUUUCAGUUGACCGAUCACCGCGAUCCAUUAACUCAAAGCCCACAAUUGAUCGACGGGCACCAAAGGUCACUACUGCUACACCCCCUGAAAAACCAAAGACACGAGUGGUGAAGGGUUCAGAGUUGCAGGCUCAAUUGAAUGCUGUUCAGGAAGAUUUAAAGAAAGCAAGGGAACAGAUAGAAUUUAUUGAAAAAGAGAGGGCACAAGCAAUUGAUGAACUGAAACAGGCACAGAAAGCUGCUGAGGAUGCAAAUGAGAAGCUUCAAGAAGCUUUGGUGGCGCAAAAGCGAGCCGAGGAGAAUUCUGAGAUUGAGAAGUUCCGAGCUGUUGAGUUGGAACAGGCUGGGAUUGAGGAUGCCCAGAAGAAGGAAGAGGAAUGGCAGAAAGAGCUUGAAGCUGUAAGAAGCCAACAUGCUUUGGAUGUUACCGCCCUUCUCUCUACCACUCAGGAGCUUCAAAGGUUGAAACAAGAACUGGCUAUGAUUACUGAUGCAAAGAACCAGGCACUGAGCCACGCUGAUGACGCAACUAAGAUUGCUGAGAUUCAUGCAGAGAAGGUGGAGAUGCUUUCAUCUGAGUUGACCCGGUUGAAUGUAUUACUUGAUUCAAAGCUUGAAACAGAGGCCAUUGAAAGCAACAAGAUAGUGUUGCAGCUUAAUGAGGAGAUAGAUUCAUUGAAACAACAGCUUGAGAAAUCUGAAGAUUUUGAGGAUAAGUUGAUUGAAAGAGAGGCUUUCAUAGAACAGCUCAAUGUUGAGCUUGAAGCUGCCAAGAUGGCCGAAUCUUAUGCAUGUAACUUAGUAGAGGAGUGGAAAAACAGGGUUGAGGAACUAGAGAUGCAAGCUGAGGAAGCAAAUAAGUUGGAGAGAUCUGCAUCGGAGUCAUUAGGUUCAGUCAUGAAACAACUUGAAGCAAACAAUGAUUUAUUGCAUGAUGCGGAAACUGAAAUUGCUGCUCUUAAAGAGAAGGUUGGGUUGCUGGAAAUGACAAUUAGAAGACAGAAAGGGGAUCUUGAAGAAUCAGAACAUUCUCUUGGCAUGGUAAAGGAAGAAGCAUCGGUCAUGGUAAAAAAGGUCGAGUCUCUGAUGUCUGAGUUGGAAACUGUGAAGGAGGAGAAAGCCCAGGCUUUGAACAAUGAGAAGCUUGCAGCUUCUAGUGUUCAAAGUCUGUUAGAAGAGAAAAACAAACUUAUAACUGAGUUGGAGAAUUCCAGAGAUGAGGAGGAAAAGAGCAAGAAGGCAAUGGAGAGUUUAGCUUCAGCCUUACAUGAAGUUUCUGCGGAAGCAAGGGAAGCCAAAGAAAGGCUGGUAUCCAAUCAAGUGGAGCAUGAAAACUAUGAAACCCAAAUAGAAGACUUGAGAUUGGUCCUAAAGGCAACUAAUGAAAAAUAUGAAACUGUGCUUGAUGAUGCAAAACAUGAGAUUGAUCUUCUUAGAAACACUGUUGAAGAAUCCAAGAAUCAAUUUCAGAACUCCAAGGCUGAAUGGGAUCAAAAAGAAAAAAAUCUGGGGAAUUAUUUAAGGAAAUCAGAAGAAGAAAAUUCCUCGCUGGAAAAAGAAAUAGAUAGGUUAGUGAAUUUGCUGACACACACUGAGGAAGAAGCUUGUGGAAUGAGGGAUGAAGAAGCUCAUUUGAAGGAUAGCCUGAAGGAAGUAGAAGCUGAGGUGAUUUCUUUGCAGGAAGCUCUUGGGGAAGCAAGGGUUGAGAGCAUGAAACUAAAAGAGAGUUUAUUGGACAAAGAAAAUGAGUUUCAGAACAUUUUUCAGGAAAAUGAAGAGCUCCGGACUAAGGAAGCUUCCUUGCAUAAGAAGGUCGAGGAGUUAUCUAAGUUGCUUGAGGAAGCUAUGGCUAAAAAGCAAGUGGAGGAAAAUGGUGAGCUCACAGAUAGUGAAAAGGACUAUGAUUUGCUUCCAAAGGUGGUUGAGUUCUCUGAAGAAAAUGGACAUGUGAGAGAAGAGAAGCCCACAAUGGAGCUUCCACUACAGCUAUCCAAUGAGCUGAACACGGAAAAUGCACAGGAACAGAUUAAUGGCGCGACAAACAAGGCUGCUCAGAUGGAUGCACACAAACUUGAGAAUGUGAAUGGAAAUCCAAAGGAAGAUGAGAGCAAAGAGAAGGAGGAUGAUUCUGUGGAGGUUGAAUUUAAGAUGUGGGAGAGCUGCAAGAUUGAAAAGAAAGAGUUUUCACCAGAAAGAGAAACAGAGCACGAAUCCUCCUUCGAGGACGAAGCGGACUCCAAGGUGGAUGGUGGUGAGAGCUUUGAUCAAAUAAAUGGUUUAUCUUCAACAGAGAAUGUUGAUGAUGGUGGAAGCUCGCCUUCAAAGCAGCAGCAACAGAAGAAGAAGAAGCCUUUGCUCCGCAAGUUUAGUAACCUACUCAAGAAGAAGGGAACUAGCAACCAGAAGUAGGGGGGCGGUAACCAGUUAUGGCCUGACAAGUGCCCUAUUUAGCAGGCAGGUAUAUUUGAUAAUAUCCUUCAACUGAUUGUUUACUUUGUUGUUUUUGCUUCUGAUUUUCAGAUAGGUUUAUAAGGAAGAGGUUUGUAUUAUCAUUUGUUUUUCCCUCAUUUGAUUUGAUUACACGUAGGGGUGUAUCUUGCAUGUCAUGGAGAUUUUUUCUUUCCCCUUGCCCUUGUCUAAAUUCAUGCAAAGGAGUGGUGUAUAAUUGUAUUUUAAUGUGCUUUCGUGAUUUUACAUUAAAAAAGUUUAUUGUUAA